Messenger RNA from Colletotrichum paranaense, 1521 nucleotides. Its product is annotated as cytochrome b5. The record is from RefSeq and is a predicted model, not a curated record. The transcript is spliced from 4 exons. Gene Ontology annotation, cellular component: intracellular membrane-bounded organelle; membrane. The coding region runs from base 1 to 1521 and encodes 506 amino acids. Lineage: Eukaryota; Fungi; Ascomycota; Sordariomycetes; Glomerellales; Glomerellaceae. Gene Ontology annotation, molecular function: heme binding.
AUGCAGAGACUCGGCCGGUCAGAUUUGUCUAAACAUCACGAACUUGAUGACCUAUGGAUAUCAAUCCGGGGCAGAGUGUACGACGUCACCAAAUAUGCCGAUGAUCAUCCUGGGGGCAUCGAAGUCUUGAAGGAUGUUGCGGGAUCCGACGGCACUGAAAGUUUCGAAUAUGUAGGCCAUUCAGAGGAUGCAUACAAGACGCUGAAAGAGUUCCAAAUUGGGGUGCUUGUCGAAUAUGUGAGUCCACAAAAGCGGAAUGGGAAGGCGUUUAUCAUUGCUAACAAGUUUGCCUUGCAGGAAGAUGGUAAUGACCUAGGCGCAGUCUGGGAUGCCCAACGGGUUAAGGUUGAGAAGCCUCCAAACUCGAAGCCUAUUUUGGUCUUCACAAUGACGGCAGCGACUGCUGCGUUGUUUGUGGUCGGAAAGUCAGGUUGCUGGCUACUCGGAAACAAGGACGCCUCGUAUAGAAAAAUUGGAAUCUUGCAUGGAGUACCUGAACUUUCAGCGUGGUUCUGGUUAUAUUUGGGGAUGACACUUUCGACAGUGAUAGGGAUGCACACUUAUUUUCUUGGAUUGAGCUUGGUGGGCUAUGAUUCUUUGUGGGGGCGAAUGAUUCGCUGUGGUGCAGCGAGAGAGGUCGGGAUGGUGAAGCAGACGGGAAUAUUCCCCAAUGGCGACAUGCUCCGAACCAAUUUCACCGGCCUCCAGACAUUCGACAAGCUGCUUGUUCCAGCAGUCAUCUUUUACAACAACAUUCUCAGCAAUGGAUUGCGUUCAGACCUCUUUAACCAGGCGUGGGGUGCCGCGGCUGUUUAUCCUCUUUACUGCUUCGCCCACGUCCAAAGGUUCUUGGAGGAGGAGAAGGACCAACCGAAAAACCACGAGAUUGGUCCUUCAAACCCAGAAGAAGCCCUUGCUCUAGUCCCAGCCGCGAUUUUGGGAGCAAUUACACCCGCGAUGCUUCUGUUUCCGGCAUUUACUACAACCUUUUCAACGAACCAAAGGCAAGGACUGAUAGCUUUGUAUCGCUUCACUCCACUCGCACUCGCAUUUGCCCAUCCUUUAUUCAUCUGGCUUCAAGGCAAAAUUCCAGGAUCUUCCAACUUUAAGUAUAACCAACACGCAUCGGAAAACUUUAUCGCAGCAUCUUUGCUCAUUUCGGGGGCUACCGCCGCGACUGGGCACGUGUGGGCGUUGGCAUGUUUAGAACAUGGGGAAUUACGUCGGACAUUCGUACCCGCUACCUCUAUCAACACAGCAUCUCCUACAGUCAUUGCUGAUGGUGCUAGAGACUUUCUACAAUGGGACAUCUUCAUUAUCACGGCGACUUUGGUUCCGAUGACUGAUCUUAUCUUUAGAUCAUCUCGCUCAUUCCGAAGAUUUCGAAAGCAGUAUAAUUGGUUCCGAAUUCUAGAACACUCUUUCUUCGUAAGAGUGGCCGGCCUUACUCUUGCAAGCGGCUUGUUGUCACCAGGCGCAGUUUUAGCUAUGGCCUUGGCGAUGAGGGCUUCCGAGAAAUAA